CAAUCAUCAUACAAUAGAAUCAUUCAAUCAGAUUUAAAAUGUACGAUUUAAUCAAACUGGCCAAUCCUUGAGUUGAUUUGAGGUCGACUACCAACCAUGAGCCGAACAAUCAGCGACUUAUAACUGAAUCGACUGGUUUUCGGUAUUUAUUUCAUCUUGUUAUUAUGUUUAUCGUUUUUGUUUCGGUGUUUAUGACCUUCUUUGUGGAUUCUUUAGAUGAAUUACCAUAUUUUUAAGGUUUUCAAAUGUUCAGUUGGUUGAUAGACAUAACCAAGGAAUCAUAAUCAACUAUUAACAGUCACCGGCAUGUAUGGUAGACUUGUUACUCAGGAUCAAUUGGUUGCCCUUGCUGCUGCAACUUCAGCCAGCUCUGGACAGUCUGGUAGUGGCUCUUUAAAUUGUAACGAUAUUGUUUCAUCACUUUCCAAUCACUCAUCUAAACUGUUAAAUUUCAAAUUCCGUGAUCCAGCUUCAGCUCCGUUACGUAAAUUAAGUGUGGAUUUGAUUAAAACAUAUAAAAGGAUAAACGAAGUGUAUUAUGCGAAAAAGAAACGACGUGCUCAACAAACCCAAGGCGAAGAUGAUAAUGCAAGUCAUAAAAAGGAAAGAAAAUUACACAAUGAUGGUCAUGAUGAUGAGAACCAUGAUUAUAUUGUUCGACCUGGAGAAAGGUUUUCCGAUCGGUAUGAAAUUGAUUCAUUAAUUAACAAAGGAUCAUUUGGACAAGUAGUCAAAGCCUAUGAUAUCAAAGAACAAUGCCAUGUUGCCAUUAAAAUUAUUAAAAAUAAGAAACCGUUUCUCAAUCAGGCACAAAUUGAGGUUAAACUGUUGGAGAUGAUGAAUAACUUUGAUACAAGUGGGUCAAUCUAUUCUGCCGGUAAAGAGAAGAUUGUUCAGUUGAAAGGUCACUUUAUGUGGCGUAACCAUCUUUGCCUAGUCUUUGAAUUGUUAUCAUACAAUUUGUACGAUCUUCUUCGGAACACAAAUUUCCGUGGUGUAUCCCUAAAUUUAACCCGUAAAUUUGCUCAGCAAAUCUGUACAGCUCUGAUGUUCCUCACCCAUCCUGAAAUAUCAGUCAUUCAUUGUGAUCUAAAACCGGAGAAUAUUCUUCUCUGUAGCCCCAAGCGAAGUGCCAUCAAAAUAGUUGAUUUCGGAAGCUCCUGUCAACUCGGCAACAGAAUUUAUCAAUAUAUUCAAAGCCGAUUUUACCGUUCUCCCGAAGUUCUACUUGGUAUUGGAUACGACAUGGCAAUAGACAUGUGGUCGCUUGGUUGUAUAUUAAUUGAAAUGCAUACCGGUGAACCUCUAUUCAGUGGAGCAAACGAAUUUGACCAGAUAAAUAAAAUCGUGGAGGUACUUGGCAUACCUCCGAAACAUCUUCUCGACCAAACACCUAAAUCAACCAAAUUUUUUGACAAAACUCCAGAUGGGGAGUAUGUACUCAAAGAAACACGAGAGGGUAAACAUCCGGGAGGUAAAAAAUACAUGCCUUCUGGAUCAAGAAAACUUCAUGACAUCCUAGGAGUAGAAACUGGUGGUCCUGGUGGCAGACGUUUAGGUGAACCGGGUCAUUCUGUUUCUGAUUACCUAAAAUUCAAAGAUCUCAUAUUAAGGAUGUUGGAUUACAAUCCUAAGACUCGUAUAACACCACAUCAUGCUCUCCAACAUAGUUUUUUUCGUCGAACCAAUGAUGGAAGCACCAAUACAACCUGUCACAGUAUAAGUCCUCUAGCCGAUCAAUCAUUGUUAAAUGUUUCUACUCAAGCCAGUUCUUGUUUAUCUGGCCAACAACCAUGUAUAAAUGAACCUUUGAUUUAUCAUAAUCAUGCAAACGAGAGUAAAAAACGUCAUCCUCAUCCUCAUCCACACCUUCAGGGACUCGCUUCGCAAUCAUCUUUACCUUCGUCUCAUCAAACACCAACAUCAGGGAAUGUUUCAACUCAACAACCACAACAUCUUCAUCAGGGCCAUCAACCACCAUCUUCAUCACACCUCAACACUCAUACUCAUCACAACCAACAUUUACAUUCUAAUCAAAAUCAGGGUAAUAGUAGUAAUAGCAGUAGUAACCUUAGUAAUAUAAAUAGUAGUAGUAAUAAUAAUAUUAAUAGUAGUAGUAGUAGUAGUAGUAAUAGGCAGAUUGUGAAUGCCCAGCACUAUCAGAAUAGUUACACCGAACCUGGUGGCUCUUAUGGUCACUUGACAUCAUCUACAGCUUCCAAUAAUGCUGCCAAUAAUAUUAACUCUUCAAGUGGACCUUUGAUCGCCAGUGGUGUUGCCACAAGACAAAUAACUUGCUCAUCCGCCAUGGACUGUGAAAGUCCUAUCACAUCCGGGUUAAAUGGACCUCAUCCACCACCUCUCUCUUCUUUCACCUCAUCUCACUCUCACCAUCCUCAAAUACCAAGAAGUGGACCAUCAAAGUCAUCUUGGUCUGCACCAUCUGCAUCAGCAUCGUCAACAUCCUCAGCGGCAACGGCAGCGGCAGCGGCAGCAACAGCAUCAACAUCAGCAUCAGUUGCGUCCAUCAACGCAGCACCCAUUUCACUUUCCUCUCCUACUAAUCAUUAUCAUCAUAGAAAUGCCCGUAAUGGACCACCUUCUGGAGGUUUAAAUGGCUUUUUUUAACGAAUGUUUUUUCUAUUAUGAUCUAUACAUAUAUAUACAUAAAUAUUUAAAAUCCAUUGAUAUUCUUUAAAACAAAACAAAACUAAUAUCCUUUCUUCUUUUACUCUCCUCCUUCCCUUCAGUCGUCACUUCAUCUUUUGUGUGAUGUCCUCUUUUUUGUCCGAAUUUGGAUUCCCUUGUAUCUCAGUUUUUUGACCCAUUUCCAUCUUUGCCGAUUGAUUGUAUCUUUACCCAAAAAGUUUAUCUCUUCCGAUGAAUCUUUUUUUGUAUUAUCUUGCUUUUUUUCUUUAUCUUCCUUCUUUCUCUUUUGAACUGGGAUGAUUUAUCCUCAUAAUGUAUUAUAUCGGGGCACUUUAACAACUCAAUGUGUAGCAUCUAAACAUUCAUUGUUAUCUCCUUAAUAACUCCAGCUCACAAACACAAGCACACCACGCAUCAAACACAACCAUAUCAACUCUUGGUUUGUUUCCAUCGACGAAUCAUUAGCAUUUACUCCUUAGUCCCUCGUUUAUUAGUAUCCUAAUAUUAACGGAGCAAAAAACUGUUUUUUCUUCUGCAUACUUGAGUUGUGAAACUUGAAAUUGAUAAUGAUUCUGGAUAUUUCUCAUGCUUUAAAGGUGUAGAAUAAAUAAAUUAAAAUAUCAAUCUCUUUUAUUCAUCA
Tetranychus urticae (two-spotted spider mite) is the source of this 3289-nucleotide messenger RNA. The record is from RefSeq and is a predicted model, not a curated record. Lineage: Eukaryota; Metazoa; Arthropoda; Arachnida; Trombidiformes; Tetranychidae.